AUGAAGCUGGGGAGGAGACCCGGGGGAUCCAGACGAACAAAAAGCGACCCGGUCCCCCUCGCCGUCCUCUCUCGGGAGAAGAGGGCCAGAGAAAGAAGGAAAGGAAGCGAACGCCUCCUCACCGCGUCCCCCCCCGCCAACCGCCCCCGAAACACACACAAAAGGCAGGCCCGAGUCGAGGUCGGGGUACCCCGCUUGGCAGACAAGAAAGCUCCUCCACCCCCUAGCCUCGGCGGCAGAGGCUCGCGGCUCGCCAGCUCUGUCGCGGCGGUUCGCAGCCCGCACUGGGGGCACCAGAGCGGCUUGUGGAGUGAAAUAGGAGCGCGCGCGACGCUGGACGAGCGAGCUCGGUCCGCAGCCCAGCUAGGCGAGCUGCGCGAGAAGCGAUCAGUCAGCCCAGAGACGAGAAGUCGCCUAGAUACAGGCUCCAUCUCUGAAACCAUCGGGCAAGUUUAG
Molecule: messenger RNA, 456 nt
Organism: Rangifer tarandus platyrhynchus (Svalbard reindeer)
Lineage: Eukaryota; Metazoa; Chordata; Mammalia; Artiodactyla; Cervidae
Source: the annotation of a GenBank genome assembly